AUGGCGGUACAUCGGAGUUGGCUUCUAGUGAGCUUCUUCCUCCUUGAGUUUCUCCUCUUGGAGGCUGCAAAAAUCCUGACUAUAUCUACACUGGGUGGAAGCCAUUAUAUAGUGAUGAGCCGAGUGUCACAAAUUCUCCAUGGCAGUGGCCACAAUGUGACCAAACUUCUUCAUGAAAUGGUCCACAUCCCAGAUUUUAGAAAAGAAAAACCAUCAUAUCAGGUUUUAAAUUGGCAUCUACCUGAAGAUCUACAAAAGAAAUUUGAUAAUAGAAUGCAUCUCCUUACAGAAGAAUUAUCUUAUGGCAGUAUAUGCUUCAUCUAUAACCACCCAGUUGUACUGGACUUGGAGAAUUUUAUCUCUCAGUUUGGAGACUCAGGUUUUGUCCUUGUGGCCCUGGGCUCCAUAGUGAGCGUAUAUCAGACCAAGGAAGUUAUUAAGGAGAUGAACAGUGCCUUUGGUCACCUCCCUCAAGGGGUGCUAUGGACAUGUAAGGAUUCUCUUUGGCCUAAAGAUGUCAGAUUGGCCCCAAAUGUCAAAACCAUGGAUUGGCUUCCACAGACUGACCUUCUGGCUCACCCUAGCAUUCGUCUGUUUGUCACCCAUGGGGGGAUGAACAGUGUAAACGAGGCCAUCCAGAAUGGAGUACCCAUGGUGGGCAUUCCAUUUUUUGCUGACCAACCUGAAAACAUGGUCCGAGUAGAAGCAAAGAAAAUUGGUGUUUCUAUUCAGAUGCAGAAGCUCAAGGCAGAGACAUUUGCACUCACAAUGAAAGAAGUCAUAGAAAACAAGAGGUACAAGUCUGCAGCAAUGGCUUCCAAGAUUAUCAGGCAGUCCCAUCCUCUGACACCUGCCCAGAGGCUUGUGGGCUGGAUAGAUCACAUCUUGCAGACAGGGGGUGCAGCACAUCUUAAGCCGCAUGUUUUCCAGCAACCAUGGUAUGAGCAGUAUCUGCUAGAUGUCUUGCUCUUACUGCUAGGGCUCACACUGGGAACCUCAUGGCUUUGUGUUAAGGUUCUUGGUGCUGUGGUCAGGUAUCUGAGUGGAGUGAGGAAGGUCAAGCAGACAUAA
Messenger RNA from Grammomys surdaster, 1071 nucleotides. RefSeq names its product UDP-glucuronosyltransferase 3A2-like. NCBI's taxonomy places the organism in Eukaryota, Metazoa, Chordata, Mammalia, Rodentia, Muridae. The record is from RefSeq and is a predicted model, not a curated record. Gene Ontology annotation, molecular function: UDP-glycosyltransferase activity.